UAAUGGGGACACAGCAUAAUUUUAGAGUUUUAAGGAAAAGGUAGAGUUUUGCAAAGCUCAGUGAGCAGACAGACACAAGCUGAGAUGGUUUGAUCAGCCUGGUAGCAGAGAGGCAGGGGGUGGUGCUUUGGCUGCUAUUGCAGAGUUCUGAUUGUCACUCACAGUUACGAGGACUUCCUAGGAAAGAAUGGAAGGAUACACCCAGUCUGCAUUUCAGCCUAGACACCAAGCAGAAAAGAUCUCUCUGUAGCCCUUAUAUUAUUAACAUUUUUAAAAGGCCAAACGCAAUUAAAAAAAUUUUUUUUCUGGGGCACUAACCAUUUUAAGGAAGAGGUCAUAUCAUACUAGCAGAUGAGGAUGACACAAUAUGUCUCCUUUUAGCAAAUGUAGUUUUCUUUUCCCCCUUUUUUAUAUAUUACCCCCUCCACCACGUGGGAAUCUGCCAGUCUCAACUGAAAAAAGAGAAAACUCUCCAGAAUAAAAAGAACUGAUAACCUACAAAAGGAAGCAACCAUCCUCUCAGUAUGGGAUGCUGUGGGAGCACACAGAACUUCAAAAGCGACUGGAGGCCGUUGGAGGAGCACAGUUGUACUGAUAUUCCAUGGCUCCUGCUGUUCAUUCUAUUUUGUGUUGGAAUGGGGUUCAUUUGUGUUUUUUCCAUUGCCACUGGAUCUGCCUCACGUUUGGUUUUUGGCUAUGACAGCUAUGGAAACAUCUGUGGGCAAAAGAAUACCAAAAUUGAAGGGUUUAUUAACAGUGGCCUUGACCACAGCAACAACAAGUAUGUCUUUUUCUUGGAUCCAUGCAAACUCGACUUAGUAAAUCGAAAAAUCAAGUCUAUAGCACUCUGUGUUUUUGAAUGUCCUCGGGAAGAGCUACAGACCCUCAAUGACGUUAAAAAAUUUGCAGAAACAAAUGGUUCGGCUUUAUGUGAUUAUUCACUCACUCCUUCCCAGUAUACUACAGACAGCAGAGCAUCAUCAUUAUGCCCCAAGCUUCCAGUGCCAAAAAGUGCACCUAUUCCAUUCUUCCAUCGCUGUGCUCCUGUGAACAUUUCCUGCUAUGCCAAGUUUGCAGAAGCCCUGAUCACUUUUGUCAGUGACAAUAGUGUCCUACACAGGCUGAUUAGUGGAGUAAUGACCAGCAAAGAAAUUAUAAUGGGACUUUGCUUGUUAUCACUAGUGUUGUCUAUGAUUUUAAUGGCUGUAAUCCGCUACAUUUCCAGAGUACUUGUUUGGAUCAUAACAAUCUUGGUCAUAUUCGGAUCACUUGGAGGUACAGGGGUUCUCUGGUGGCUCUACGCUGAUAACAAGAAAUCUUUCAAUGAAAAUCUCCCUCCAGAUCAACUUCAGGUUUCCAAAGACAAUCUUCAGGCCUUGCUUAUUUAUGCCAUUGCUGCCACCAUUUUUACAGUCAUCUUGUUACUCAUGAUGCUGAUUAUGCGCAAGCGAGUUGCCCUCACUAUUGCCUUGUUCCAUGUGGCCGGGAAGAUUUUCAUCCAUCUCCCACUGCUUGUCUUCCAGCCCUUUUGGACCUUCUUUGCUCUCCUCUUAUUUUGGGUCUACUGGGUAAUGGUUUUGCUGUUCAUUGGAACUGCAGGUGACCCUUUCACUAAUGAGCAGGGCUUUGUGGAAUUUCGGAUCAAUGGCCCAUUGCAGUACAUGUGGUGGUACCAUCUUGUGGGGCUCAUUUGGAUCAGUGAGUUUAUUCUAGCUUGCCAACAAAUGACCAUUGCCGGAGCUGUGGUAACAUAUUAUUUCACAAGAAACAAAAAAGAUCUUCCAUUUACCCCAGUUUUGGCCUCAGUAAAUCGACUCAUUCGUUACCAUCUUGGGACAGUGGCUAAAGGGGCUUUUAUCAUCACAUUGGUGAAAAUUCCCCGAAUGAUUCUAAUGUAUAUCCAUAGCCAGCUGAAAGGGAAGGAAAAUGCCUGUGCACGAUGUAUGCUGAAGUCCUGUAUCUGCUGCCUGUGGUGCCUAGAAAAGUGCCUAGCUUAUUUAAACCAGAAUGCUUACACAGCAACAGCUAUCAACAGCACAAACUUCUGUACCUCUGCAAAAGAUGCACUAGUCAUUCUAGUAGAAAAUGCUCUAAGAGUGGCAGCUAUCAACACGGUGGGGGAUUUCAUGCUCUUCCUUGGCAAGAUACUGAUUGUGAGCAGUACAGGCCUGGCAGGCGUUAUGCUUCUGAACUAUCAACGGGACUACACCAUUUGGAUGCUUCCCCUCAUCAUUGUCUGCCUAUUUGCAUUCCUAGUUGCACAUUGUUUCCUUUCCAUCUAUGAAAUGGUUGUUGAUGUCCUCUUCCUGUGCUUUGCUAUUGACACAAAGUAUAAUGAUGGAAGCCCUGGCAAAGAAUUUUACAUGGAUAAAGUUCUCAUGGAGUUUGUGGAAAACAGUAGAAGAGCAAUGAAAGAGCCAGGGAGUGCAGCUGAGGCCAAAGAACUGAAACCAAUGGCUUCGGGGACAAGUACAGCUUGAAUCUAGCCCAGCAAUAUUGGAGCCCAAUGACAUUCCAAAAUUAACACAAGCAGCCAAAAUGAAAGCAGGGUUUAUAACUUCCUGUUUAUAUGGGUCUCUGCAAGCAGCAUUGUUUAUAUACUUUUUUUCUUUUUGGAUGUAUUAGGUGUCCAGCGAGUGGAAAGUCAAGUGAUUUAACAAAAAAAAAGACAUGAAUAUUGUUACUCCCUCCCCCCCCCAUUUUUAAGUUGGGUUUAAUGCUUUAAAACAUGGUAUUGUUUGCAUUAUCGAUGUCUCUGUAUUAUGUUUUGUUAUUAUACACUGGUAGAUGAAGCUUUUCUUGACUGUCAGUCUUUUGGGUAUAAGUUCUAGAAUGUUACAAGACGAGGGAAUGCAAAAAAGUAUGGUUGUUUUUAUAAAAUUGUUUUUACAUUUUUGUAUUCACUCCAUUUUUUAACCACACCACAGUAACAAAAUCUUUCUAAGCACUUUGUUGUAUUCCUGUAAUCACAUUCUCUUAGAAUUUGCACUAAACAUGUACACAGGCCAGCCAAUGUUAUGGAGGACUGAAACAGGUAAUUGUGAGUAAUGGCUGUUGACAGAAAUGAUAAAGGUGCCAAGUUACAAAGAACAUGCAUUUGCUCACAACUGUCCAGUAUAAAAAAAGCAUUCCACGUAUUAAUGUCAAUUAUAAGUGUGAACAGGUUUCCUCUCUACCCCUUGAUUGUUUUUUUAUUACUCAAUGGGUAACAGAGGUCUUUGUUUCCAACAAGGGAUAUUGUACAAUGCUCCUGUUCACUCGCUUUAGCCACCACACUUCAGGUUUGGUAGUAGACAAACAGUCAUGGGGCCAGGGCUUAUUUAGCAAAACCUCUGUGAGGUUAUCUCUCUUGUUAAAGUAAGAAUCAUUCUACAGCGUUGUGUCUCUCUCAUUGGCAUGGUAAAUUUCUGCCAUUCCUACCUGACCAAAAGUCUAACUAAUACACUAAAUGGUCUUCCAUUGCAGAUUUUAGGGCUUUCUAAAGGAGUAUUGAUGUCAUUCCUGAACACAUGAUGCUUUCUUAUAGGUGGCUAGCAUUAAAGAUAUUGCACAUAAAUAUUUUUGCAUUCAGCUUCAUGAAACUAAGUCUUUCUUUCAUUUGGUAGGUCUUCUGAGAACAACUUUAUAUCAUAUUACUAUGUUCUUUGAAGGUAACUUCAAUUUACUAGGAGAGUGCCAGUUUAUUAACUGUUUACACAACAUGUUUCGGGCCUACGCCCUUU
Messenger RNA from Xenopus laevis (African clawed frog), 3722 nucleotides. It is a transcript of the gene slc44a1.S, whose product is annotated as solute carrier family 44 (choline transporter), member 1 S homeolog. NCBI's taxonomy places the organism in Eukaryota, Metazoa, Chordata, Amphibia, Anura, Pipidae. The record is from RefSeq and is a predicted model, not a curated record. Gene Ontology annotation, molecular function: transmembrane transporter activity. The transcript has 16 exons. Bases 525 to 2480 code for a protein of 651 amino acids. Gene Ontology annotation, biological process: transmembrane transport. Gene Ontology annotation, cellular component: plasma membrane; membrane.